This is a messenger RNA of Daphnia pulicaria, 1257 nucleotides long. RefSeq names its product succinate--CoA ligase [ADP/GDP-forming] subunit alpha, mitochondrial-like. Bases 70 to 1053 code for a protein of 327 amino acids. Gene Ontology annotation, molecular function: succinate-CoA ligase (ADP-forming) activity; succinate-CoA ligase (GDP-forming) activity. NCBI's taxonomy places the organism in Eukaryota, Metazoa, Arthropoda, Branchiopoda, Diplostraca, Daphniidae. The transcript has 7 exons. Gene Ontology annotation, biological process: tricarboxylic acid cycle. Gene Ontology annotation, cellular component: mitochondrion; succinate-CoA ligase complex (ADP-forming). The record is from RefSeq and is a predicted model, not a curated record.
AAAAUUUACAAUGUUGCUUUCAUUACUAAACUUGUGUUGACUGUGAUCCCACACCAAAAUUCACGAAACAUGGCCGCUGCUGCUCGAGUUUUAUCCCCUUUCUUGGUAUCUGUGAGGCCGCCAAAUGUCGGUGUCAGGUGGUGCUAUUCGUCAACUAGACAUCAAAUGAAAUUGACCAAAUCAACCCGAGUCCUUUGCCAGGGAUUCACGGGAAAACAAGGAACCUUUCACAGCAAGCAGGCCAUUGACUAUGGCACCAACAUGGUUGGUGGAGUUUCCCCAGGAAAGGGAGGCAAAGUCCAUCUCGGUGUACCCAUUUUCAACACCGUUCUAGAAGCUAAAGAAGCAGUGCAACCAGAUGCUACAGUCAUCUAUGUGCCUCCUCCUGGAGCAGCAAAAGCAAUCAUGGAGGCCAUGGAUGCUGAAAUUCCUUUAAUUGUCUGCAUCACAGAAGGCAUCCCCCAACAAGACAUGGUUAAGGUCAAGCAUCGCCUUAUGAGGCAGAACAAGUCCCGUUUGAUUGGUCCCAAUUGCCCUGGAAUCAUCGCUCCUGGCAAGUGCAAGAUUGGUAUCAUGCCUGGUCACAUCCACCAACAAGGAUGUGUUGGCAUCGUUUCACGUUCAGGCACUUUGACCUACGAGGCUGUUCAUCAAACUACUCAGGUGGGUCUAGGUCAAACUCUCUGCGUUGGCAUUGGUGGUGAUCCUUUCAACGGCACCAAUUUCAUUGACUGUUUGGAAGUGUUUCUUAAUGACCCAGAAACCAAGGGAAUUAUUCUUAUCGGCGAGAUUGGUGGUGGAGCUGAAGAACGAGCUGCCGAGUACCUAACUCAACACAAUUCGGGUGACAACAGGAAACCAGUAGUGUCAUUUAUUGCUGGCUUGACAGCUCCUCCUGGCCGACGCAUGGGUCACGCUGGUGCCAUUAUUUCUGGUGGCAAAGGCGGUGCUCAGGAUAAGAUUAUGGCUCUUGAACGAGCUGGUGUUGUUGUUACUCGAAGUCCAGCUCAGUUGGGCACAACAUUGAUGAAGGAGAUGGUCGGCAAAGUUUGAAAACUUAUAAGCAACCCAGGGCAAUCAAAUUAGGUGUGGUUUGAUGAUUAUAUAAAGAAAUAUUAGCCAUCUUUGUAAACUAAUAAAAAAGAUUAGAGAAAAAAACUUCCCGCGGUUUGUACAAUGUUAUUAAAGUUCUUCUCUUAUUUCCAACAAAAACAGGUGUUGAGAGAAAAAUACAAAAAUCAAUUUGAAAGAUCAAAA